This is a messenger RNA of Papaver somniferum (opium poppy), 2336 nucleotides long. Its product is annotated as kinesin-like protein KIN-4C. The record is from RefSeq and is a predicted model, not a curated record. NCBI's taxonomy places the organism in Eukaryota, Viridiplantae, Streptophyta, Magnoliopsida, Ranunculales, Papaveraceae. The transcript is spliced from 10 exons. Gene Ontology annotation, molecular function: microtubule binding; microtubule motor activity; ATP binding. Gene Ontology annotation, biological process: microtubule-based movement; mitotic spindle organization. Bases 364 to 1389 code for a protein of 341 amino acids.
UCUACGAGACGAGAACAAAAGUUCUAUAUUUUUCUUUUCUUACAAAGCUACAGAAGUGUUCUUCUUCUUCCCUACAAGUUCGCACAGAGAUUUGGUGUUGGUGUUAAACACAAAUAAGUCAAGGAAUCAAAGUUGUUGGUGGUAUUGAAACUAAUUGGGGGUAGUCAGAAUCAAAGCUACAAAGUCUUCUUACUCCUCCUAAAAGAAGCUACGGUUGCUGUUGGUGGUGUGAAAAGUUCUCUGCAUCAGUUCGUGGAAGAACAACAACAACAAGGGUAGGACUUGUACAACAAGGAGAGUUUAUUGCUGUUUCGAUUUGAAACUAGCGAUUUAAGCUAUUAUUAGGUUUUGUGAAAAUUUCAAAUGGAGAGUAGUGUAAAAGUUGCGGUGAAUGUUAGACCUUUGAAUAAUGAAGAGGUCUCUAAAGGUCGUACAGAUUGUGUUGAUUUUAUUCUCGGAGGGCCUCAGGUGAAAAUUGGAACAAGUUCUUUUACAUUCGAUUAUGUUUAUGGAAAUAAGGCUUCUACCUCGAGUUUGAGUUCGAUUUAUGGUGAUUGUGUGGCUCCACUGGGUGAUGCUCUCUUUGAUGGCUAUAAUGCAGCAGUCCUGGCCUAUGGACAGACUGGAUCAGGCAAGACGUAUACCAUGGGAACUAAUUACAAUGGAGAUGGAAGUACCAGUGGUAUUAUCCCACAGGUGAUGAAUUCCAUUUUUUCUAAGAUCGAGGAGAAAAAAGAAGCCAGGGAAUUUCUAAUAAAAGUUUCUUUUAUAGAGAUAUACAGAGAACAAGUGUAUGAUUUGUUGAAACCAAAAUUGUCAACUUACAAACGCAAAAGGACUGGACCUGCAAAAGCGCCUCUGCGAAUUCGAGAAUCAAAAGGGGUGUUCAUUAUUCCUGAUGUUACCGAGCCAGUAGUCAGUACAAAACAGGAUAUGGCAUCAUUUUUGUCCCAAGGUUCAUCAGAACGUUUUACUGGAAGUACAAAUAUGAACAGUGAAUCUAGUCGCUCACAUGCCAUCUUUACAAUCUCAAUGGAACAAAGGAGAAGCACGUGUAUCCCUGGUGACGAUCCUGGUGAUGGUAUCUUGAGAGCGAAGCUACUUUUGGUGGACCUUGCAGGUUCUGAAUCUGCAGAUACAAGUGGAACAGAUGGGUUGCGCCAGAAAGAGGGCAGUAAAAUUAAUCGUGGACUACUGGCUCUUGGAAAGGUGAUUAGUGAAUUGGGAAAUAAGAAAAAGAGCAAGGAAGGACGCCACGUUUCUUACAAUGACAGCAACUUAACACGGUUAUUGAAGGACUCUCUUGGUGGAAAUAGCAAGACAGUGAUGAUUGCUUGUGUGAGUCCGGCUGAUACAAAUGCCAAAGUAAUGCGGAGCACUUUGGACUAAGCGAGUCGUGCUCGAAACAUUCAGAAUAAGGCAACUAUAAACCACACAGCUCAGAUGCAGAGAAAGGACAAAAUUUCGGUCCUCCAAGCAAGAAAUGAUGAAUUAGAGCUCAAGCUCCAUCAUACUCAGGUUGAAAAAGAUGAAUUAGAGCUCAAGCUCCAUCAUGCUCGGGUUGAAAAAGAUGAAUUAGAGCUCAAGCUCCACCAUGCUCAGGUUGAAAAAGAUGAAUUAGUCCAUCAUGCUCAGGUUGAAAAAGAUAAGCUGCUUUUCCAAAUUGAGUUGUUAAGAAAAGGAAAGUCGUGGGUUGAGAUUGAUGUUGUUCAUGGUGAUGAGACUGGUGCUUUUCAGGGUGAUGAGACUGAUGAUGUUCAGGGCGAUGAGAUUGAUGAUGUUCAGGGCGAUGAGAUUGAUGAUGAUAGCUUCAGAAGUGAUGAGAUUGAUGAUGAGAUUGAUGAUGAUAGAGGUGGUGAUGAGACUGGUGCUGUUCAUGGUGAUGAGACUGGUGCUGUUCAGGGUGAUGAGACUGGUGAUGUUCAGGGUGCUGAGAUUGAUGAUGAUAGCUUGAGAAGUUCCAAGAGGCAGAAGAGAUCCCCUCUUGUUGAGAAGAUAAUAACUAAAAGAGGUAGAGGUCGUCCUCCUAAGCCUAAGAAGAGGUCGUCCUCCUAAGUCUAAGAAGGAAAAACCUAAAAAACCUGUAGGUCGUCCACGUAAGAGGCAUGUUGGAAGACCUAAGAAAGUCCGAUGACCAAAUAAUUAAACUGCUUUCGAAUUAAAGCAUCAUACUUAAUGUGAUCAUACUAAGAAAGUCUGAUGAUUUUGGUUGUAAGAUUAUGUUUUUGUGCUCAAGAAAUGAAAUGGGGUAUUGCUUACAAUGGCCAUAAUGGUCAGGUAAAGUGACUUAUAAUGGUCAUGAAAUGGAUGAGUUUGUUCCUUAGAGAACUUCUGGA